CCUCUCCAAGCUGGCCCCAACAGAUCGAAUAUCCCGAAAAACUAUUUCACCGUUGGAUCAAAAGUUGACGGCUUGAUUUAGAGGCUAAUUACUCCUAUAUAAACCUCUCCAACCUCGCAUUUCUCCAUUGCUGCCCUUGAAGUCUGAGCAGAGAUCUCAAGGUUUCUCUCCCUCUCCGCUCAACGCCACCGUAGCGAUGGCGUCCAUGGCUUUCACCUCGUCGGUAAACCUAGGGUUCCGAUCCCUGCCUAGUUGCAGAACGCGAUCGCCGUCGUUGAAUCUCAAAUCGAAUCGUCAAAGUCAGAGAAGCCACUUGAAGCAGCCAUGCUCGCUUUCCAUUACAAAUCCUUUCGUUGGUAGCUUCACGUCGAAUUCGGCUACCGCGAAGAGUGGUUCGGUUCCGAACCGGAGUGUUUAUGUUAAAGCCACGGCGGUGCCGGCGAAGCCGGCGCAGCCGUGGCAGGGGGCAGCAAUGAAGCCUCUGUUCGCGUCCAUUGCCACUGGAGUUAUCCUGUGGUUGGUUCCGCAGCCCAGUGGGGUCUCUCGGAACGCCUGGCAGUUGUUGUCGAUCUUCUUGGCGACCAUCGUGGGGAUCAUCACUCAGCCGCUGCCGCUGGGGGCGGUGGCGCUCAUGGGCCUCGGUGCUUGCGUCCUUACCAGAACCCUAACUUUCGCGGCCGCCUUCUCGGCCUUUGGCGAUCCGAUCCCGUGGCUGAUCGCGCUCGCCUUCUUCUUCGCUAGGGGGUUUAUCAAGACUGGCCUUGGGAACAGGAUUGCUUAUCAAUUUGUGUCUCUGUUCGGAAGUUCCUCGCUAGGGUUAGGUUACAGUCUAGUGUUCAGCGAAGCCUUGUUGGCGCCGGCAAUACCGUCGGUAUCGGCACGUGCUGGUGGGAUUUUUCUGCCUCUGGUGAAGUCUCUGUGCGUUGCUUGCGGAAGCAAUGCUGGAGACGGGACGGAGAACAAGCUGGGGUCGUGGCUGAUGCUGACUUGCUUUCAAACUUCGGUGAUUUCGUCGGCCAUGUUCUUGACUGCCAUGGCUGCGAAUCCUUUGAGUGCAAAUUUGGCCUUCGGUACCAUUAAUCAAACAAUUGGGUGGAUGGAUUGGGCAAAGGCCGCUAUAGUACCUGGAUUGGUGUCGCUGAUUGUGGUGCCGUUGCUUUUGUAUGUGAUUUACCCACCCUCAGUGAAGAGCAGUCCCGAUGCGCCCAAAUUAGCGAGAGAGAAGUUGGAGAAGAUGGGUCCAAUGUCUCAGAAUGAAAUUAUAAUGGCUGCAACUUUGCUUCUUACGGUUGGGCUCUGGGUAUUUGGAGGAGUGCUGAAUGUGGAUGCUGUUACUGCUGCCAUCCUCGGGUUAUCUGUUCUCCUUAUAACUGGGGUUGUAACAUGGAAGGAAUGCUUAGCUGAAUCAGUUGCCUGGGAUACUCUCACAUGGUUUGCAGCACUCAUUGCAAUGGCUGGUUAUCUCAACAAAUACGGUCUUAUUUCGUGGUUCAGCCAAACUGUUGUCAAGUUUGUUGGAGGACUGGGCCUCUCAUGGCAGCUAUCAUUUGGCAUCCUGGUUCUUCUCUAUUUCUACUCUCACUACUUCUUUGCAAGUGGAGCUGCUCAUAUUGGCGCAAUGUUUACGGCAUUCUUGUCUGUGGCGAGUGCUUUAGGCACCCCACCAUACUUUGCAGCCAUGGUCCUGGCCUUCCUGUCCAACUUGAUGGGUGGCAUCACCCACUACGGCAUUGGUUCAGCACCCGUGUUCUAUGGCGCAAACUACGUUCCCCUCGCCAAAUGGUGGGGCUAUGGAUUCCUUGUCUCGAUAGUCAACAUCAUCAUUUGGCUUGGCGUUGGAGGGGUUUGGUGGAAGGCCAUUGGAUUGUGGUAGAAAAUAGGGGUUGAUUCCAUUUCCAUCAAUUUGACGACCCAAAGCUCAAUGAUGGUGCCAUUUCCUUGCUUUUCCCCACUGCUGUCUUCCCAUUUUUCUUAGAUAGCUUUUCAAUCUUUUUGCCUCAGGACUGUAAUCUUAUAUGUUUAGUGAUUCAUAGCCUUAGAAAAGAGAAUUCGUCGGCAAUGGUGAGGUGGAGCAUGGAAUGGGCCUGGGGGGGUAUACACAGACUAUAUUUAUAGACUGUUGAAAUUUUGGAAUUCAAUUAGAACUGAAAUUUAUGAA
Molecule: messenger RNA, 2158 nt
Organism: Diospyros lotus (date-plum)
Lineage: Eukaryota; Viridiplantae; Streptophyta; Magnoliopsida; Ericales; Ebenaceae
Product: dicarboxylate transporter 1, chloroplastic-like
Exons: 3
Coding region: 197-1873 (558 amino acids)
Biological process (GO): transmembrane transport
Cellular component (GO): membrane
Molecular function (GO): transmembrane transporter activity
Source: RefSeq, a predicted model, not a curated record